AUGAAUUCUAAUCAAUCAACAACAAAUAGCCACAGUCAACAACAAUCGAAUAUACAAUCUUCAUCGCAGCAAUCGACGAUUGCGACAACAACAACAUCGUCAUCAUCCUCUUUGACAAUUGAAAAAAACAGUAGUAGUAAUAACAAUAGCAAUGGAACAGGUACAGCAGCAGCAACAGCAGCAGCAACAACAACAAAUACAAGUUCACUCGUAGAUUUCAAAAACAAUACGAAUGCACAUUGGUACUUUACCAAAGAACAGAUACAGAAGCACUAUGGUGAUGAUGUUAUCGCUACAACAUGUUUAUUUUUAGCAGGUAAAGUCGAAGAGAAACCAAGAAAGCUAAUUGAUGUAUCAUAUUAUUCUUAUAAAGCUCGUUAUAAGAAUUCAGAACUUGCACAAAAUUCUCCUGAGGUGGGAGAACUCGCCACUAAAAUAGUACAAAACGAACACUUAUUGUUGACCACAAUCGCAUUCGAGCUGACGGUCGAACAUCCCUAUAAAUAUCUACUUGAAUAUAUGAAAAUGAUUCAAGGAAGUAAAAAUCUAUGUCAAGUCGCAUGGAAUUUUGUAAAUGAUAGUUUGAGAACCAACCUUUGCCUACGUUAUCCACCGGAUUACAUUUCGUAUGCAUCGGUAUUCCUUGCAUCUAAAUUUUUAAGCUAUCCUCUCACAGGUUCAGAGGGUAAGAAACAAUGGUGGGAGAACUACAACAUCAAACUAGAGGUUCUCGAAGAUAUUAGCAACCAGAUUUUAGAUCUCUACGAAUCAACUUCAAAUAUUUUGAUAAAAGAUCAAAACAACGUUAAUAAUACAAAUCAACAACAAAAUAAUAAUAAUAACAACGGUAAUAGCGGUAACAACAAUAAUAAUAAUAAUAAUAAUAACAAUGGAAACUCGAGUAUAUCACCUAAAAAACAGCAGCAGCAACAACAACAACAACCAACACCAUCUAAACAACAACAACAAAAUUCACAUGAAUUAAAUUCAAAUAGUAAUACUAAUAAUAAUGAACAAGAACAAAAUAAUAAUCAUCAUCAACAACAACAACACAAUUCACAAGAGAAAAUAGCAUCUCCAUCUUCUUCUUCGAAAACAUCAUCGACAUCAACAUCAUCAUCUUCAAAAUCAAAUAAUAGCAACUCUGUUUCAUCGACUGCAACAACAAACAAAGUCGAACAUCAAAGUCCUACACCAAAUUCUUAUCAAUCGCCAACAGUUGGCAGACACCAAUCAUUGUCACCAGGUCCGAGCAACCAAUAUUCACCAUCACCAUCAUCAUCGUCCACCAAUAAACGAUAUUCACCGUACAACAACAACAACAACAAUAGCAGUAGCAACAACAAUAAAUCAAACUACAGUCGAUCACGAUCACCUUCACCAACAAGAGCGCAAUCACCUUCGUCAAAACACGGAAGAUCUUCCUAUGACCGAAGAGAUAGAGACAGAGAUAGCAGAGACAGUAGAGACCAUAGAGAUAGUCGAGACAAUAGAGACAGAGACAGUAGAGAAAGCAGAGACACUAGAGACUACAGAGAUAGCAGAGACACUAGAGACAGAAGAGACGACAACAGAGACAGGGAUAGAGAUAGAAGAUAA
Messenger RNA from Heterostelium album PN500, 1599 nucleotides. RefSeq names its product cyclin (gene cycK). Gene Ontology annotation, biological process: regulation of transcription by RNA polymerase II; positive regulation of DNA-templated transcription, elongation. Bases 1 to 1599 code for a protein of 532 amino acids. The transcript has 4 exons. Lineage: Eukaryota; Evosea; Eumycetozoa; Acytosteliales; Acytosteliaceae. Gene Ontology annotation, molecular function: cyclin-dependent protein serine/threonine kinase activator activity. Gene Ontology annotation, cellular component: cyclin/CDK positive transcription elongation factor complex; nucleus. The record is from RefSeq and is a predicted model, not a curated record.